This is a messenger RNA of Schistosoma mattheei, 3234 nucleotides long. The record is from the annotation of a GenBank genome assembly. NCBI's taxonomy places the organism in Eukaryota, Metazoa, Platyhelminthes, Trematoda, Strigeidida, Schistosomatidae.
GAAAUAAGAUUUUUACUAUGAGAACAUACGAUAGCUUUUCAAAAUUAAGGAUGUAACAACUUGAAAUAAACUAUAAAUCAUGAAAAACUCAAACGAAAAAGCAAAUCCAGUUGAAAAUACUUUGCGUAAUAAGAGUGCUAGAGGUCGUUCUAAAAGUCGAAGCGGACGUAAAUCAGAAUCGUCACUUGGAAAAUCAGCGGAAAAAAGUGGCAGCAAACAUUCUGAUACAGUGGAUGGGUCAUCAUUGGCAUCAAUCAGAGAAAGUCACAAACCAUUAAAUAUAUUCAUUCAAAAUGAACUAAUGCCUAAUUGCACACCGAUAUUUUUAUCAAAAUCAACACAACAGAUAUUUAAUAUUGUAACUGAUGAACAAAUUACCAAAGAAUCACCAAUCAUUUUAUUGAACAAAUCUGAUAUACUUAAAGAUUUACAGUUACGUGCAGCUGUAUCAGAUUUCAGUGUACAAAAAGUUGCAAUAAAAAAUUAUCCCGGUUCUGAUAUUUUAUUAAUUUACGAUGCAGAUUAUAAAUUUGGUGAAAAUUUUGUCAUUGUCUUAUCUGAAGAGACAAAAUCUCUUAUACUGAAUCCACUUAAACAAGCAGUUGACGGUCAGUCAGAACAUAAUGGUGAUGGUGAUGAGAAUGAUGGAAUAAACGAUGAUGAGGAUAAGAUAGAAGAAUACAGAGAGGCCAGUGAUUUAUGUUUUCUAUUCAAAUCGAGAUCAGAACAUGGUUGGAUUGAAUUAGGUUCAGAAAACGAAAUUGCCGAAAUGAAUACUUUUGAAACACGUUCAAAAGUGUAUACAAUUUUUCAAAGACCACGUAAAGAAUUUGGUAGUGUAUUACAUUUACAAGAUGAAAGUGCGACAAAGAAAGGUUGUUCUGAACAGAUUUCAUCACGUGAAGAUGAAUCAUUUAAUAUACCUAUAAUGGAGUUAGAUAAAUCAGCCACAAAUUGUGAAACCACAUGUGAUAAAGGUAUUAAUACAAAUUGGAAAUAUCCAAAAAAUGCUUUCACUCAUUAUGUUCCUAGAAUGUUUACAUCUGAUGAAUUAAAACAUUAUUAUCAUGAAAAUAAUGAUGCUUUACGUAAUAUAUCGAAAUUAUACACACUAUUUGAACAAAGUCUAUUAGAAAAUGAAAUGUACAAUUUUUUAUCAAAUGAUUAUGAGAAUUUGCCCAUUGGUGAUGAAACUUAUGAUACAAGAAGUGACAAUACAUUCAAAGAAUUUCUAUCAUUUACUGAUCUAAAAUUUAGUAAAAAUAAAGCUAUUACAAUGAUUCAAUGGCAUCCAAAUAUUAAAGGUAUUAUUGCAACAUCUAUUAGUGAACGGAUAAUUUAUGAUCAACGUAUUGAUCAAGCAUCACGAAUUCUUUUACAACCAACACAUAUUAUAUUAUGGAGUUUUAAUGAUCCAUUAAAGCCUCAAUUAUUAUUACAUGCACCAGAUGAUAUUAUGUGUUUUCAAUUUAAUCCAACUAGUCCGAAUUAUAUAGCUGGUGGUUGUAUCAAUGGACAAGUAGUUCUGUGGGAUAUUGAAAAACAUAUUGACGAUUUAACUAAUGUUAAAUUACGAUUGAAACAAAAUAAUCAAAUGCCUUUAUUUGUUUUUGAUGAGAAUGAAUUAAAUAAAGUAUCAACAUCACAUUAUUCUGCUUUAAGUAAUAUUGAAUCAUCACAUAGUUCACCAAUUAUGGAUUUGAAAUGGAUACCGGAUCAUAUGGAAAUUAAUCGGUUAGGAUACUGUUUUGAAAAUCAUGCACAGAAAUGUGUUCAAUUAAUGACAUGCGGUUUAAAUGGUGAAAUAUUACUAUGGGAUAUACGACCAGAGAAAACACCAUUAGCUAUAAACAAAACAAGUGAUUCAAUUAAACCACCAAAUAAUGUACCACUAACAUUUUCGACACUGGAUUUGAAAUGGAAACCAUUAUUAAGAAUACAUUUAUAUACAAACGAUCCAGUUAAUGACCAUGUACCAAUUAAGUUUUGUAUACGUGAAAUGCAGGGAGAUCGCAGAUUGCUAACGUCUAACACAAAAGAUUCCAGUAUCAAUAUAACUGACAACUCAUCUAAAUUACUCCCACUUCCAAACGCCGACACACAUAUUUAUGCCGGGACUGAAGAUGGUGUUAUAGUUUAUGUUGACUGGAUACCACAUAAAGAUCAAGACACUGGGAAAAUGCAAACACCCAAACCAGAAUUUUGUUCCUCACGACAUGAUGGUCCAAUUAGUUACCUUUGUCGUUCACCGUUUGAUUCCUCCCUAGUCUUGGCUAUUGGUGGAUGGAUAUGGACAAUGUGGAAGGAAGGAGUUACCAGUGGGCCGAUUAUAGAAUCUGGCCGCGCAAAUAAACCAUUAACAGGUGGCAGUUGGUCUCCUACACGUCCAUCAGUAUUUUAUACAUGUCGUGUUGAUGGUAGUAUAGAAGUUUGGGAUUUACUUGAUAAAACUUAUGAACCAACGAUGAUUCAGUCAAUAUCUGCUAAUCCACUAACUGCUUUAUCUAUAUGGGAUUCACCUAAACGUCAAUUUAUAGCAACUGGUGAUAUUCAAGGUGUACUACAAUUAUUUAUUGUACCUAGACGUUUACAAACUCCUUUACCAUCAGAAUUAAAAAAAUUCAAUGAAUACAUUGAACGUGAAGUGAAAAGAAAAGAAUUUGUUUCGAUGCGUUGGAAUUUAAGAGAGCAAGAGAAAAUUGAACAAGAAGCGGAAAACAAAAGAAGGGCUGGUUUAGCACCAGCUGUUAUGUUGAGCGACGAAGAAAUCAUUCAGAAAGAAAAAUUCGAAUAUGAAAAGUAUUUAUCAGAAGAACAUACUUUCUUAAGAUCAUUAGGACUAGUUGAAGAGGAUGAUUAAGAAGAAUAAAAAAUGUGAAAGAAGAACAUUCGUUUGUCUUUUAGAAAUUUGUAACCUUUUGAAACGCUCUCUUUCACAUGAAUGUUAUUAAAUAUAUCGAUUUUAAUUAGGUGUACUCUUUUUGACCAGUUGUUUUUUUCAGGACCAAUUGGAGGUUAGUGAGGUCAUCUUUUGCAUGUAGCUCAAUUCUAGCUGUAUAUUAAACCUAUCGUUUUAAUUUUUAUGAGAUCGAUAUGUUACCGAAAUUGAAUAAUAGGAACUCUUACUUUGUACAGUUCUAUCUAAAUGAUAAGCAGAGAGACAAAUAGAUUUUUCUGACAGCAUUCAGAAUUAGUAGUGUAAACAUGAACUUGUAGUGGCAUUGGACAAUAGCC